Messenger RNA from Fusarium pseudograminearum CS3096, 207 nucleotides. RefSeq lists its product as uncharacterized. The transcript has 5 exons. The coding region runs from base 1 to 207 and encodes 68 amino acids. NCBI's taxonomy places the organism in Eukaryota, Fungi, Ascomycota, Sordariomycetes, Hypocreales, Nectriaceae. The record is from RefSeq and is a predicted model, not a curated record.
AUGAUAAUUUCAUUAAAACGUGAAAGGUUCAAUAUCUUUCUCAGCUCGAAAGCAUAUGCAAAGAGAUAUGGAUACAACUGGCUUUUGGGGUCGAUGGAAUCCAUUUUCCCAUUUUCCCAGAUACGCUGGCUCGCUACAUAUGAAGCGUCAAAUAUACGUAUCGUUGCGGCAAGAGAUCAAGUGGUGUGGUGUUACUGUGCUGAGUAG